CAGUGAUCAGGAAACUGAUCAGGAGUUGAAGAGAUUCAUUUAACAAAAACAAAUGUAUUUUCCACUGGGACAUGAAGUCUAUUCGUUCAUUUAUUUGAAAGAGACAGGACUUCAUUUAACUAUUUGUAUUUAUUUAUUUGUAUUUAUUUAUUUCUGUUCUAUUUAUUGCCUAGCUAACUCUGGUUCACGCGCCAACAUAGUAGGUGGCGGUAAUGUUCCUUAACGCUGGGUGCCGAACGCCUAAAAGGGAAGAAGAAGAAGAAGAAGGCGACGACAACAACAACAAAGAAGAAGAAGAAGAAGAAGAAGAGGCGUCCUCCCUGAAUGACUAGCGAAGAGGAGGGUGGGGACAAAAAAAAAACUUGCUAGACCUCGCCCAGCCGUUGCUUCAUUCCAGCGGGCAGCUACUCUCUCGGCGGCGUGAGAGACCCACACCACUCGAGCCGACAACCAUUCAAGGGGAGACGGACACGACCGUGUCAACUACGGGCCAAAACUAGCAACCAUGUUCAGGAAAAGCUUGCGGAAGGACCCCGAGCUGUUUCAGAACGUGUCGGAGGGGCUGCGGCAGCUCUACCGGACCAAGCUGUUCCCGCUGGAGGACACGUAUCGAUUCCACGACUUCCACUCCCCCGCGCUCGAGGAUGCCGACUUCGACAACAAGCCCAUGGUGCUCCUUGUGGGCCAGUACUCCACCGGCAAGACCACGUUCAUCCGCCACCUCAUGGAGCAGGACUUCCCCGGUAUGCGGAUUGGCCCCGAGCCCACCACGGACUCGUUCAUCGCGGUGAUGCACGGCGAACAGGACGGGGUGAUACCGGGUAACGCGCUGGUGGUCGACCCCAAGAAGCCCUUCCGAAAACUCAACGCCUUUGGCAACGCGUUCCUCAACAGGUUCAUGUGUGCCCAGAUGCCAAACCCAGUCCUGGAGAGCAUCAGUAUCAUCGACACUCCUGGAAUCCUGUCUGGGGAGAAACAGAGGAUAAGCAGAGGCUACGACUUUGCCGCGGUGCUCGAGUGGUUUGCCGAGCGCGUGGACCGCAUCAUCCUUCUCUUCGACGCCCACAAACUGGACAUCUCUGACGAGUUCUCCGAGGUGAUCCGCGCCCUCAAGAACCACGAGGACAAAAUGCGUGUGGUUCUGAACAAGGCGGACCAGAUCAGCACUCAGCAACUGAUGAGGGUCUACGGAGCACUGAUGUGGUCUCUGGGCAAAAUCAUCAACACACCUGAGGUCGUGCGGGUGUACAUUGGCUCGUUUUGGGCCCAGCCCCUGUUGGUACCAGACAACAGGAAGCUGUUUGAGGCAGAAGAGCAGGACCUGUUCUUGGACAUCCAGUCAUUGCCACGUAACGCAGCACUGCGCAAACUCAAUGACCUCAUCAAACGUGCACGUCUCGCCAAGGUGCAGGCCUACAUUAUCAGCUCUCUGAAAAGGGAGAUGCCUAGUGUGUUUGGAAAGGACUCUAAGAAAAAGGAGCUGAUAUCCAACCUGGGGGAGAUUUACCAUAAGAUCGAGAAGGAGCACCAGAUCUCACCUGGAGACUUCCCCAACCUGGCCAAGAUGCAGGACCUGCUAAAUGGCCAGGACUUCUCUAAGUUUGCAGCGCUGAAGCCCAAGCUGCUGGAGACGGUAGAGGACAUGCUCGCCAACGACAUCGCCCGUCUCAUGGCCAUGGUGCGCCAGGAAGAGGCCGCCAUGCCCAGCCAGUCCGUCAAGGGUGGAGCCUUCGAGGGAACCAUGAGCGGUCCCUUUGGUCACGGCUAUGGAGAGGGUGCCAGUGAGGGCAUCGAUGAGCUGGAUUGGGUGGUGGGUCGUGACAAGCCGACAUAUGACGAGAUCUUCUACACCCUCUCUCCCAUCAAUGGCAAGGUGUCUGGUGCUGCAGCCAAGAAGGAGAUGCUGAAGUCUAAGCUGCCAAACUCGGUGCUAGGAAAAAUCUGGAAGCUGGCAGACGUGGACCAAGACGGCCUCCUUGACGACGAGGAGUUCGCCCUCGCCAACCACCUCAUCAAGGUAAAGUUGGAGGGCCAUGAGCUGCCGCCCACGUUGCCCGAGCACUUAGUGCCACCAGCCAAACGUGGGACAGUCCUGCAGGAGUAGAGGAGAAGGUAGCAGCUGGGAGUUGUCGGCACUUUGCCUCAUGUUUAGGACUCUCCAGACAAACAAAGUCCAACCACAAGCAUGAACAGCGAUGUUCUCCAUCAAGCUGCAAGUCUCCAGGCAUCCAGACACACCGUGAGGAGCUAUUGCUGUGAUCUUUUUCACCAGAGACAGACUGGAGGGUUUCAUGACGGGAGGUGGGAGGGAGGGUGGGUCCAUCUUUGUGCAUUAGGGAAUAACAUUCAGGUAUCAACUAGAAAUAAAUUUAGGGAGAGGGUUUGAUUUACCAUCUGAUAAAAGGACAUUACUGGGUCAUGAACUGAUGGGUAGAGGGAGGUUGCAUGAUGGGGCUGAACAUGGAUUUCUGCAUCCUGUGUAAAAGAUGUCUUAUAAGCAUAGUCCAGUCCAUAUUAUUAAUAUUAUUAUAUGUUGAUCCAAAGAAAUAUAGGGGUUUUUUUUGCAUUUGGAGAGAGAGAGAAAGAGGAAAUAAAUCAAAACAGCUGUUAGAAUUGUUUUAUCUAUAUUUUUGUAUUUCCUGACUGUCAAAAUUGACUCUUUCCAAAUGCUUCCCUUUUUAUUAUUUUGCCAGAUAAAUAAAAAGGAGUACUGUACCAUCA
Messenger RNA from Scophthalmus maximus (turbot), 2721 nucleotides. It is a transcript of the gene ehd1a, whose product is annotated as EH-domain containing 1a. Bases 506 to 2104 code for a protein of 532 amino acids. Gene Ontology annotation, cellular component: cytoplasm; plasma membrane. Gene Ontology annotation, molecular function: protein binding; GTP binding; calcium ion binding. NCBI's taxonomy places the organism in Eukaryota, Metazoa, Chordata, Actinopteri, Pleuronectiformes, Scophthalmidae. The transcript has 6 exons. Gene Ontology annotation, biological process: endocytosis; endosomal transport. The record is from RefSeq and is a predicted model, not a curated record.